UUAGGUUCUAAUUGGGUGGGUGUAUUUCGAAAAUCGAAUGUUUACCCCUUAAUAUGGAUCAGCUUCUUUUUCAUAUAUUUUGUUGCACCAAAAACUAUAUAUCUAAAUUUGCAUUGAUUUAAGGUUUCUGUAGUAUUCCUUAACAUAAGCCAUAAAUAAAUUAUUUUUAUAACUUUAAUUCCUUUUGAUAAUUAUCGAUAUCUCAAAUCAAGUUGUCAUCAUGAAUGAUCUGACUUUAUGUAUGAGGGUCCGUGACUAAAGAUACGUUAAUCAUCUUCAAUAUUGUCGUGAUUAAUAAAUUACAAACGCAUUUUAUCAAAAAAAAAAAAACUAAAUAAAUUUCAAACGCACAAUAUUUAAAAUAAUUUUACUAAUCAAAUCGCGUCGACAUAAUGCAAAUCAAUCACACGACAGCCAAACACAAAAGUGGUAAUAGUAUUGUAGAGUUAGGUUUCCGACUGGUGACUUUUUCGGGAAUACGAGGAGCGAAUAGAAAUGAAUGUAUAGAAAUAAUAUUGCAGGAAUGAAAAAGAAUAUUUGUUUCUUAUCAAAUUUAACAAGGAAUGCUUUUGUUAUAUAUUUCUCUACAAAAAAAAAGAAUGAAAAUGAACAAAAAGGAAAAAUUAUUCCUUGUAAAUAGUGAUUUUUUUUUGGAAUGAUAAGGAAUUCCCUCCGUUUCUUGGUCACCACUGGUUCUACUUCUAGCUAGUAGUUACACUGAGUUGCUAUCCACGACAUAAGAUUAAACCAGGAAGAGUUGCUUGAUUUUGUUCUGUCUUUGUUGGUCCAUAUAAUGAUAUUAAAUUGAGACUCAUUCAGUGGAAAUGCUGAUUAUGAUCUACCCAAGCCGGACUGGACUGGCUCACAAAAUAAUACAGAAGUUUACUUGAGAUACUUUUUUUUUGACAAUAACUUGAUGAUAGUUGACGUAACAUUGGUCUUUUUGGAAACAAUUUUUUUAUGCUAAGCAUGUAAAUAAUAUUUCAUGAAAUGAAAGUUGAAAUUUUACAAAGUGUGAUAAACAAAAAUGUAGAAUUUUUAUUCUUGGUGCCACAGCAAAAAAAGAAGAUAAAAACAUCCAAGGAAUGAAGCCUACAAGCUGGUCUGAAUAGUAUAAAACAAAUAAGAUAUGCAAGGCAAAAGAAUGAAGCCUACAAGCUGGUCUGAAUAGUAUAAAACAAAUAAGAUAUGUGAAAUAAGCUCUAAUAUUUUUCUUAUUUGUAAAUGAGAAGUAUGGUUGCAUAGGAUUCCAAGGAAUGACAUUUAACCAGAGAAUCUUACCUGAUUUCUUCAAAUGAAGUAAUCAUCACAAUUCUCCAAGGAGAGUACCAACUAGAUGUGACAAAUUUGUUGUACCGCGCUUUGUUACACAGUAUAUAUAUAUAUGAUGAUGAUCCUACAUGAAGAAAAUAAGCUUUCUCUACAUAAAAAAUAUGCGAAGACAUACUGUAUUAAUCAUUAUCCUUCUCCUUCAUACCUGCCUCUUUCUCGGCAUAAUUGUGACUCGGGAAUGCCAAGAAGUCCAUUUUAAAAGUGAACCUGAACAGAUCAGCACAAAAACGAAUUACGAAAGAUUGAUGCCAACUUGGGUUGAAGAAAAGAUGGGGCAUAAGCACCCAUCAGGACCUAACCCAACAGGAAAUCGCCACCCACCGGUCAAAGUGAAACCCUGAGUCGACAACAGUUUAACUAUUGCAGCAAAACGAUCUUAUGUCAAUCUCUUUGAUAUAUAUAUAUCUAGUAUAAUAAAUAGGGAACCGACGUUUGAUGAUUGAGAUUCCUUAAAGCUGUAGACUAUAGUUCCAAUGUAAGUGUAAAACAUAUGUACUCUGAUCAGUUACAUCAAUUGCAACGAAAAUAAAUUCCACAGAAGAGUGGAUGAACAUAAAAGAUGGAACUAUUUGUGAGGAGUUGAAUGAUUCUUUUGUUACCUUA
Messenger RNA from Brassica rapa (field mustard), 1935 nucleotides. Its product is annotated as CLAVATA3/ESR (CLE)-related protein 46. The record is from RefSeq and is a predicted model, not a curated record. NCBI's taxonomy places the organism in Eukaryota, Viridiplantae, Streptophyta, Magnoliopsida, Brassicales, Brassicaceae.